This is a messenger RNA of Choloepus didactylus (southern two-toed sloth), 1790 nucleotides long. It is a transcript of the gene EFNA3, whose product is annotated as ephrin A3. The transcript is spliced from 5 exons. Gene Ontology annotation, cellular component: plasma membrane. The record is from RefSeq and is a predicted model, not a curated record. The coding region runs from base 86 to 802 and encodes 238 amino acids. Lineage: Eukaryota; Metazoa; Chordata; Mammalia; Pilosa; Megalonychidae. Gene Ontology annotation, biological process: axon guidance; ephrin receptor signaling pathway. Gene Ontology annotation, molecular function: ephrin receptor binding.
UGGUGGUGGCAGCAGGGAGCUGGGAAGCGGAGAAGCCGGGAGCGCGAGGCUCAGUCGGGGGGCGGCGGCGGCCGCGGCUCCGGGGAUGGCGGCGGCUCCGCUGCUGCUGCUGCUGCUGCUCGUGCCCGUGCCGCUGCUGCCGCUGCUGGCCCAAGGGCCCGGGGGGGCGCUGGGAAACCGGCAUGCGGUGUACUGGAACAGCUCCAACCAGCACUUGCGGCGAGAGGGCUACACUGUGCAGGUGAAUGUGAACGAUUAUUUGGAUAUAUACUGCCCUCACUACAACAGCUCAGGGGUGGGCCCUGGGGCGGGGCCAGGGCCCGGAGGCGGGGCGGAGCAGUAUGUGCUGUAUAUGGUGAGCCGAACCGGCUACCGCACCUGCAACGCCAGCCAAGGCUUCAAGCGCUGGGAAUGUAACCGACCGCACGCCCCCCACAGCCCCAUCAAGUUCUCGGAGAAGUUCCAGCGCUACAGUGCAUUUUCGUUGGGCUACGAGUUCCACGCCGGCCACGAGUACUACUACAUCUCCACGCCCACCCACAACCUGCACUGGAAGUGUCUGAGGAUGAAGGUGUUCGUCUGCUGCGCCUCCACAUCGCACUCCGGGGAGAAGCCGGUCCCCACUCUCCCCCAGUUCACCAUGGGCCCCAAUGUGAAGAUCAACGUGCUGGAGGACUUUGAGGGCGAGAAUCCCCAGGUGCCCAAGCUCGAGAAGAGCAUCAGCGGGACCAGCCCCAAGCGGGAACACCUGCCCCUGGCCGUGGGCAUCGCCUUCUUCCUCGUGACACUCUUGGCCUCCUAGCUCUGCCCCCUCCCUCGGCAGGGAGAGACGGGGCGGGGCUGGGAAGUUGCAGAGAGCCUCUGGCCUCUCCAAGGGACACCGCGGGGCCUAGACCCCUCCUCCGAUGGUUGGAAGUGAGGUCUGCACCAUGCAUCCGUGCCCACCACUUUGCCCCUCUCCCCCCAGGUAGGGCACUGUAGUGGACUAGGAGCAGGGACAUCCACAGGUCUCAGGUGGCCUUGUGGUCCUGGUAAUGUUUGGUACCAAAUUGGGGGACUGUAAAGGGCAGUGCUCAGGACUCCGUGUCCCCUGGUAUCUUUCCCUGACUCCUGGUGCCCUCACCCUUCGUCCCCCCAGAGAGACAAAUAUGCCCCAGAGAGAGCAAAUCGAAGCAUGGGAGGCACCCCCAUCACUUUCCUCCAGGGGCAGAACAUGGGGAGGGGAAUAGAUGGGCAAGGGGGUAGCACUGCUCGCUGCCUCCUUCCCCUGUUUACAGCAAUAAGCACGUCCUCCUCCCCCCACUCUCACCCCCACGAUUGUGGUUUGGAUUGAAUCCAAGUUUACAAGUAGACACCCCUGGGGGGGCAGGCAGUGGACAAGGGUAGCAAGGGGUGGGCACUGGGGUGCCAGGCAGGCAUGUACAGACUCUAUAUCUCUAUAUAUAAUGUACAGACAGACAGAGUCCCUUCCCCUCUGUAACCCCCUGACAUUCCUAGACUUCCCCUUCCAGCUUCAGACCCCUUCCCUACCAGGCUAGCCUCCCCCCCCACUGGGGGACCCCCUGGCCCCCCUUUUGUCUUCCGUGAAGACAGGACCUAUGCAACGCACAGACACUUUUGGAGACCAUAAGACAACAACGCCCCUUCCGCUCCAGUCCUGAGUCAGGACCCAGCUCCCAGGACCUUGCCCUGCUCACCCUAUGUGGUCCCCACCCAUCCUCCUGGGCCUUUUUCAAGUGCUUUGGCUGUGACUUUCAUACUCUGCUCUUAGUCUAAAAAAAAUAAACUGG